CCUUUUUUUUCACACUAUAUAAAAAACAAGUAGUUGGAUUAUAGGACCGUGUGCUGUUUGUAGUGAUGACGUAUGCGGACGGUUACACAACCACAACUUAGAAAACAAUAAAACGCCCGCUUUAAUUCAUCGUCCGUGGGGUUUAUAUUACGUCACAAGGUGGGGUGGGGUCACGUGUGACAUGUAUAUAUAUGGAUUGAAUAGCUUGUGAAUUGCGGUUAAUGUUAAAAUCUUAACGCUUCAUAUCAAACGAAUCCCCUCGCCGGUGUAUCAGACGAGAAGCACGGGGGAGGCGGGGCGUUUGCUUUGCUCCAUCUUUACGUCCCGUGGGCCCGGGCGGGGAGGUCAAAGGUCGCCCAAACAACAAUGGGGGAAGUUUGUACGCCGUGGCUUUCCGUCACUUGGCGAGUUUGCAACUUGUUUAUGUGUUUGUUCUUCGCUCUUGCAGCGUACGUCCAGAUCAAUGAUCCGGACGCAGGGGUGUGGAUGGUUGGUUAUGGUGUUCCUGCAGUCCUGUGCGCGUGCGUCGGCUUGAAACCCCACGUGACAGAGACGUUGCCCUGGAGGCGCAUGGCUGACCUCCACGUGCUGGUGUCCAGCGCUGUCAUCGCCUCGUUGGGGUGGCGGCUUUACAGAGAGCGACUCCCAGACAUCCUCCAACAGGAGGAGGGCAGAGAAUUUUCUGGUCUGAUGUUGACGGCCGUUUGGCUUCUCCUGUGCCGCCACUCUGGAAGGGCUCCAGUCGGGGGGCUCAGAGUCUCAACAGCUGUCGCCAUCACGGUCUUCCCCUUCGUGGCCUGGGUUUACUUCUACGUCAAUAAGGAGCUGAGGUCAAACUGGCCUUCACAUUGUCAAACUGCUAUUUAGACCGAUUUAAAUAUUCCUUUUGUAUACGUUCUUGGGCUGAUAAUCCUGGACCGGGAAUACCGCUUGAGUAAAACCUUUUGUCGUAUAGUUGAAUACAAACUUGUGUCACUCGAAGGAUUUUUAUUUUUGAAAUUUCCGUCCAAUGUUUACAAAUUGUCUUUUUUUGAGUUCCAUUUAAAUUUGUUUAUUUCAUUUUUUUGAAUUUUUAUAUCAAAGUCU
Molecule: messenger RNA, 1086 nt
Organism: Cyclopterus lumpus (lumpfish)
Lineage: Eukaryota; Metazoa; Chordata; Actinopteri; Perciformes; Cyclopteridae
Gene: tmem220
Product: transmembrane protein 220
Exons: 6
Coding region: 367-867 (166 amino acids)
Source: RefSeq, a predicted model, not a curated record